Galeopterus variegatus (Sunda flying lemur) is the source of this 963-nucleotide messenger RNA. It is a transcript of the gene TXNDC2, whose product is annotated as thioredoxin domain containing 2 (spermatozoa). Lineage: Eukaryota; Metazoa; Chordata; Mammalia; Dermoptera; Cynocephalidae. The transcript is spliced from 2 exons. The record is from RefSeq and is a predicted model, not a curated record. The coding region runs from base 1 to 963 and encodes 320 amino acids.
AUGGAAAGUGUUAAAGCUGGAGCCUCAGAAGAACCAGAAAUGAACGCAGACAAUCCAGAAGACACAGAUGAAGGUGACAUUAAAGAAAGUCCAUUACAGAUUCUGUCAAGCAAUGUGGCUAUCCUGGUCCCAGAGGUCUUGGACACAGCCCAGAACAAGGAGAAGGAUUUUGUUCCCAUGGUCAGCAACAAGCUCCACAUGCCCACAGAGGAAUCUGAGGUCCCACAGCAGGGUGGUGACAUCUCCAAGUCGUCAGCAAACACCAUCCAGCCCAAGCAGGGUGACAGACCCAAGACCCCAGAAGAAACCAUUCAGCCUGAGGAAGACAACAUCCUGAGGCCUGAGGAAGAAACCAUCCAGCCCAAGCAGGGUGACAGACCCAAGACCCCAGAAGAAACCAUUCAGCCUGAGGAAGACAACAUCCUGAGGCCUGAGGAAGAAACCAUCCAGCCCAAGCAGGGUGACAGUCCCAAGUCCUCAGCAGAAACCAUCCAACCCAAGCAGAGUGACAUCUCCAAGUCCCUGGAAGAAUCCAUCCAGCCCAAGCAGGGUGACAUCCCCAAGUCCCCAGAAGAAACUGUCCAGCUCAAGGGAGGUGACAUCCCAAAAGCUGAAGAAGCAGCAGUGCAGUCCCUGGAGGUGGACAUGGUGAAAGUGAUCUUGAGAAAGGAGGACUUUGAGGCAGCACUUAAAGAGGCCGGGGAGAGGCUGGUGGCCGUGGACUUCAUGGCCACUUGGUGCGGGCCUUGCAGGACCAUCAGGCCACUCUUUCACUCCCUGUCUUUGAAGCACGAUGACGUGGUGUUCCUGGAAGUGGACGCUGAUGACUGUGAAGAGGUGGUGAGAGACUGUGAGGUCAUGUGCGUCCCAACCUUCCAGUUUUAUAAGAAAGAAAAAAAGGUGGGCGAGUUUUGUGGUGCCAUUAAGGAAAAACUUGAAGCAAUCAUUGCAGAAUUAAAGUAA